Molecule: messenger RNA, 756 nt
Organism: Dentiscutata erythropus
Lineage: Eukaryota; Fungi; Glomeromycota; Glomeromycetes; Diversisporales; Gigasporaceae
Source: the annotation of a GenBank genome assembly
AUGAUUGAUAUCGUACUUCGACUUCAACGGCGAAUAAAUAAGUUUGUAUGCAUUAUGUGGUCAAAGCCACCAUCAAAAUCCAGAUUCUUCCGUUUUCGGAUUAUUGAGUCACGAUGGACUAGAUAUUUCAUUAUCACAUCAAUUCUACAAGCUAUUUUAGUCAUAACUUUAGAGAUAAGAGUUUUAUUACGUAACGAUGAUUCAAGUAGAGAUGCCCAAUAUUUUAUGGAGUCCACUAAUUUUACAUACGAGGAUAAUGGAUGUACUAUAAAGCCUUCACUCUUCCGAAUGAAUAAUAUUGAAGAAGAAAAUGCUAUUUUCAUAAUUUUUCAAUUUUUUCAGAUGUGGUUUUGUUUUAAUGCGGUUUAUAAUCAAAACACUAUUCAAAUUAUCAUAAUCUCGAUAAUCAAUUACCUUUGUGCUUCGUUUAGUCUUGUUCAGGUAUUUGAAGUUAAAAAAUGGUAUUCAGAUUUAGAAAUUGCAUGUCCUGGGGGGUUUAACAAUUUAGAUCCGCACUUCUGUUACUAUGAUGUACCUCUUGUGAUCGUAUUACUUCUCUCUGCGACGAUAAUGGCUUUUCUGAGUUGGAAACUUUAUCGUCAAUUUGGUUGGAAUAUUUAUCGAAAAAUUGGCGCUGAUAGGAAAUUCCAAUUCGAAGAAGCAAAAAAGGAUUGCUGUAUUGCUACUUUGCCACUACCUUCACCUUCUUCACCUUCUUCACCUACUUCACCUUACAAGCGAUGGCCGAUAGACUAA